AUGGCGUCAACACCGGGCCCAGUGAUGGAGCUUUUGGGGCGUGUUGCCUACGAGAUCGAGGUGAUGCGGCCAUUGUUCCCGACAUAUCUACACCUUCUCAUCUCUGCCAUCUUCCCCAUUUAUACGGCUGCGCAUGCUGCGUUAUCGCGACCGCCGUCAGCGAGCCCACGUAAACGCAAAGAAGGGUCGACCGAUGAUGACCUUGGCGACGAUGGCGAAUCACAGAAGAUCGAAAGCUUGACCCCUUCGGACGCAGUCCUCUUCCCACUCCUCGCAGGUGCUACAUUGGCCAGCCUGUACUUCAUCCUCAAAUGGCUUCAAGACCCAGCGUGGUUGAACUGGGCUCUGGGAAUCUACUUCUCGCAAAUCGGCCUCUUCUUUGCCGUAAAGUUCAUCAAGGACACGUUGUCUAUCGCGAGGUCUUUUCUCUUCCCAGAUCAGUACUCGCGUGGAGGCAACGUCUGGAAAGCAAAUCAAUCGGAGCACAGCUUCAAGACCGAAACCGGUGACAGCUCUCCUUCGCCGUUUCCGUGGUUGCUGUGGCCUCUGCCUAUUCCGACCUCGAUCUCAAGACGGAUCUGGCAACUCCGCGGCCUCUUGUACACCAAAGCUCGUUUGGAUCUCCAUGUCCACCAGUUGAUAACUGUCAAAUCCUCGAUCGAUCUUCUGGACUUGAUGAGUCUGUUGCUGUCCGUCGCGAUUGUCUCCUACCACGCCUUUGUCGCCAAACCCUGGUUCAUCACCAAUUUCCUAGGCUUUUCAUUUUGCUAUGGUUCAUUACAAUACAUGACGCCGACGACGGCGUGGACGGGCACCCUUGUUCUAAGCGCACUCUUCUUCUACGACAUCUAUUUCGUUUUCUUCACGCCGAUGAUGGUCACGGUAGCAACACAGUUGGACGUACCCAUCAAGUUGCUAUUCCCACGGCCUGAUGGUUGUGUUUUCCCAGUCGGGGCAGCUGAAGGAUCAGUGGCGAUGGAAGAGUAUUUGCAGUGUCUGGCAAAGACUAGAACCAUGGCGAUGCUGGGACUCGGAGAUAUCGUCGUACCGGGCAUGAUGCUUGCUUUUGCACUGAGGUUCGAUUUAUUCUUGUUCUACCUUCGACAAGGCCGAAAGGUAGAGAAGGGAGGUGUAGAGACAGAAAAGCCGGUGUAUGCCAGUGCCAAAGGCAACUGGGGAGAACGAUUCUGGACGAGGCCGAAAUUGUGGUCGGACGAUAUCAAGGCCAAGAGCUUCCCCAAACCAUACUUCUAUGCCACAAUUGUUGGUUAUGUUCUCGGCAUGAUCAUGACCGUGGUGGUAAUGCAAGUUGCCGAGCAUGCACAGCCAGCAUUACUGUACUUGGUGCCCGGAGUUCUGUUCUCUCUGUGGGGUACAGCGCUUGUGAAGGGUGAUCUGAAGGCUCUAUGGGACUACACCGAAGCGUCUGAAGAGGAAAAGGACGAGGGUAAGAAGGAAGACAAGAACAGUCAGCAACAAAAGGCGGAUACCGCUAUUCAAGAUCAUCUUGAGGUCGAGUCCAAGCGUGAGAAAAAGCCUGGCAAAAAAAGCCCGGAGGAAAAGGCUGAAAAGCAAAGUCGGCGCUUGAUUUUAUUUUCGAUCACGUUGCCUCAAGCCUUCAAGAGAACAGGCCAGAAUGUCACCGGCAACGAGCAGACGUCGACCGAAGCUUCGUCCGGAGCAAAGACUACGGCCGACAACGGUGAUGGUCGUGACAUGGGUGCGCGACGCUCACUCGACGAGGCUGAGGCACGCAGCCGAGAAGGUGAACCUCCGGAGAAAAGAGCCAGACGAGUGUGA
This is a messenger RNA of Exophiala spinifera, 1800 nucleotides long. RefSeq lists its product as uncharacterized. NCBI's taxonomy places the organism in Eukaryota, Fungi, Ascomycota, Eurotiomycetes, Chaetothyriales, Herpotrichiellaceae. The record is from RefSeq and is a predicted model, not a curated record. The transcript has a single exon. Gene Ontology annotation, molecular function: aspartic endopeptidase activity, intramembrane cleaving. Gene Ontology annotation, cellular component: membrane; cytoplasmic side of endoplasmic reticulum membrane; lumenal side of endoplasmic reticulum membrane. Gene Ontology annotation, biological process: membrane protein proteolysis. The coding region runs from base 1 to 1800 and encodes 599 amino acids.